AUGCACGCCACCUCUCGUGUCGGUUGGUUUUGGUCUACGCCUUCCUGGCAGAAAAUCAUUCGCAGAAUGCCGUGCCGGCCAAUCGUUCUUUCCGGACCGUCCGGUGGUGGAAAAAGUACGAUUCUGACGAGAGCGAUGAAAGAAUAUCCGAACAGUUUUGCUUUCAGUGUGUCUCAUACCACUAGACAACCGAGAGCCGGCGAAGAGCACGGAAAGCAUUACUACUUCACCGAAAAAGAGAAGAUGCAGGCUAUGAUUAAAAACGGAGAAUUCCUCGAGCACGCAACAUUCAGUGGGAACACUUAUGGAACCAGCAAAAAAACUGUCGAGGAAAUCGAGAAAAGUGGAAAAAUUUGUGUCUUGGACAUCGAGUUGCAAGGAGUUCGUAAUAUCAAAAACAGUCAUCUGGAUGCUAGAUACAUCUUAAUUCGUGCUCCAUCCAUUAAGCUCCUCGAAGAAAGGCUGAGAGCUCGAGGAACUGAAACCGAGGAAAGUUUGAAAAAACGUCUGCAACACGCAGAAGAGGAUCUCGUUGAAAUUGAGAAGAAUCCGACACUUUUCGAUAAAGUGAUUGUGAACGACGAUCUUGAGCGUGCUUACAAGGAAUUCGUUGACCUUCUUCGUGAGGAUCUCGAAAAAACGAAAAAAUAA
Caenorhabditis briggsae is the source of this 651-nucleotide messenger RNA. It is a transcript of the gene Cbr-guk-1, whose product is annotated as Protein CBR-GUK-1. Gene Ontology annotation, biological process: purine nucleotide metabolic process. The coding region runs from base 1 to 651 and encodes 216 amino acids. Gene Ontology annotation, molecular function: GMP kinase activity. The record is from RefSeq and is a predicted model, not a curated record. The transcript is spliced from 5 exons. Gene Ontology annotation, cellular component: cytosol. NCBI's taxonomy places the organism in Eukaryota, Metazoa, Nematoda, Chromadorea, Rhabditida, Rhabditidae.